This is a messenger RNA of Parnassius apollo (apollo), 4005 nucleotides long. The record is from the annotation of a GenBank genome assembly. NCBI's taxonomy places the organism in Eukaryota, Metazoa, Arthropoda, Insecta, Lepidoptera, Papilionidae.
AUGCCUCUUAGCCAGAAACUGGACGAACCUCUUGUAACAAUUGAGAUUGCAGAUUCCAGCACAAUGCAACAGGCCGUAGAUCCUCUUGCAACUACAAGCACUCCAACGGCGGAACCAGUCAAUGGAGCUCCGCCAGAGGAUGCACCACGCCGACAGGGGCGGAUAACAAAUCAACUACAGUUCCUUCAAAAAAAUGUGAUUAAAGCAGUUUGGAAACAUAAAUUUGCAUGGCCAUUCCACCAGCCUGUAGAUGCAAAAAAAUUGAAUCUUCCAGACUACCAUAAAAUUAUAAAAAAGCCUAUGGAUUUGGGUACUAUAAAAAAACGUCUUGAGUCAAACUACUAUUAUUCAGCCCAAGAAUGUAUCCAAGAUUUUAAUACAAUGUUUACAAACUGCUAUGUUUACAACAAACCAGGAGAAGAUGUAGUUGUUAUGGCUCAAACAUUAGAAAAAUUAUUUUUAAACCGGAUAGCCCAAAUGGACAAAGAAGAGAAGGAGAUAGAAGUUCCAUCGAAUAGUGCAAAAGCAGGUGUUAAAAAGAGGACUGGUGGUUCGGGUGGGUCGGUGGGCGGAGCGGGCGCAGGCGCGGGCGCGGGCGCGGUCGCGGGAGCAGGCGCGCUACCGGUCCGAGCGCCAGUCAAGGUCGCGCCCACGACGCCUCUGCCGGCCUUCGUGGGCUCCACGAACACCACAACCACCCCCACGCUCACUGCUUCCGCAGCUACGCCGCCAGCCACGCACACCGGUUUGCCUCAGCAGGUGGCAACUCAACCAUCUAGUUUUCAUGUUACUCCAGCUGCAGCUACACCUGUCUCCACUAUACCGGCGGUAACUUUAUCCCAGACUCAGCCCGCUAAGGUAAAGAAAGGCGUAAAAAGAAAAGCGGAUACAACUACUCCCAUGGGCAGCUCCUUUGAAGGAGGUUAUACAACUCCAACAAUUGAUCAACAAAGUGGGCCAAAACCAGCCAAAAUUUCUACAAGGAGAGAGAGUGGACGCCAGAAAAAGGCUGCACGAGUAGGUGAUGAAAGUUUUAAAAUGGGGGGAUUAUCGCCAGGCAUGGGAUCUGCUGGAGCAUCUCAUCAUUCUGUGAUGACACCUCAAAUGGCUAAGGGUAAAGAAAAACUGUCCGACGCUCUCAAGAGUUGUAAUGAAAUAUUAAAAGAAUUAUUUUCUAAGAAACAUUCAGGAUAUGCGUGGCCAUUUUACAAACCUGUAGAUGCGGAAUUGCUCGGUCUUCAUGAUUAUUUUGAUAUUAUUAAGAAACCAAUGGAUCUUGGAACUGUAAAGCAAAAGAUGGAUAACAGAGCAUACAAAACAGCCGCUGAAUUUGCUGCUGACGUACGUUUAGUAUUUACAAAUUGCUACAAAUAUAAUCCACCGGAUCACGAUGUCGUUGCAAUGGCUAGGAAAUUACAAGAUGUUUUUGAGAUGAGAUAUGCCAAAAUUCCUGAUGAGCCUGUUCAUGUUGGGGUUCCUCAUACUAUGGAUAAAGGAAGUUCUGCUUCCAGUUCUGAAUCUGGUUCUGGAUCCGAAACUGAAUCUGAUGAUUCAGAAGAAGAAAGAAAUAAUAAAGUUAAGCUACUUGAGAAAGAACUUCUUGCCCUGCAAGAGAAAAUGAGGAAACUUGUGGAAGAAUCUAAUAAUAAGAAAAAGGCAAAAAAGAAAACAAAGGAAAAGCAAAAGAAACAAAUGACAAGUAGUAGCAUUCCCAAAGCAAAUACUGUCACAGCUUAUGGCACAAAAGCAAAUAAUAUUAAUGAGACCAUGGCAACGACCGGAGUGCGCGGCAAGCCGGGCAGCAAGCGCGGCGGCGGCGGCGGCGGCGGUGUCGGGGGUGGUGCGAGCGCGGGCGGCGGGGGCGGCGGCGGCAUUAAGGCGGGGUCGCGCGGCGCCGCGCCCGCCAAGAAGAAGAGCUCCACGCCCACCGCCGCGCCGGCGCCGCACCCGCCCGCGCACCCCGACACUGACGACGAGGACGUCGCCAAGCCCAUGUCCUACGACGAGAAGCGCCAGCUCUCGCUCGACAUCAACAAGCUACCAGGUGACAAGCUUGGCAAAGUGGUUCAUAUCAUUCAGAGUCGAGAGCCUUCUUUGAGGGAUUCAAAUCCUGAUGAAAUUGAAAUAGAUUUUGAAACUCUGAAACCUUCUACCCUACGAGAGUUAGAAAAUUACGUUGCAUCUUGCCUGCGAAAAAAGACGCAUCGCAAAGUUUCGGGUAAAUCAAAGGAUGAACAAAUGGCAGAGAAAAAACAAGAACUGGAAAAGAGAUUGCAAGAUGUGUCAGGACAACUAGGAUCUAAUAAAAAGCAGCAACCGAAAAAGGAAGGCUGCAAGGAAGGGGGACUGGGUGGAGGGAUGUCAUCAUCUUCCAGUUCCUCAGACUCGUCAAACUCCUCGUCUAGCACUGAUACCAGCUCCUCUGAUAGCAGUGACAGUGAAGCAGGUGCCAGUUCGGGUAAGCCUUCUAAAAAAAAGAUGAAGAAACAUGCUCAGCAAUUGCCUUCUCAAACGAAGACUGCGCCGCCAGUGGUAGUAGCGACUGUGGCGGCGGCCUCCAUGGCGGUGGAGGAGCCGACGCCCGCGGUCGAGGUAAAAGCUGAGGUGAUAGAGCGCGCACAAUUGCCCUCCGUCGAGCCGGCCGCGCCCCCCGCCGCCCCCGCACCAGUCGCUCACAUCACCCACGCCCCUGCCCCUACCGCCCCCCCCACCACCACCCCCACUGCUACCGCCACUGCUGCCGCCGUCGCCGCCGCACCGGACUCAUCCAAUGCUCCCGCCGUUGCGGAAAACCACGAAGAGAAACCAGUCGUCAAGGCUGAACCACGGAACGGACUCGAAAAAAUGGAUGCUUCGCAUUACAUUGACCCCAUUGAACGAUCACUAGCGAGUCUAGAACGGAGCCUCAAUGCUGAUGUACCGAUUGACGUCAGUGUCAGCGUUGCCGAACCUCGAAUAGACGAUUUCUCCAUGUCAAAAGCACCCAUAAUGACGGACGCGACGCAUCACAACCUAAUGGCGCAGCUGGGUGGUUUGUCCGAAAUGACGCACGUUGCUGACCAAAUAAAGAGUGAAAUGUAUGUCCCGCCACAUAAUGGCUAUGUCGAUAAAAAUCCUCAGAACGAGCGAGAGAUGCUCCGGCCCGAAGUGAAUCCCAAUUUACCCGGCAUAAGCAGCGCUCCGCCCGUGUCGUCCAUUUUCGAUCCUACUUAUUCGACCUCGCAUUCAGUUACCGCUCAGUCGCAUCUCAGCAUGCCGGCCGCUCCGAAUUUGAUCACACCGGCAGUUAAAAAGGAGGAAGUAAAACCAUUGCUGACGCCAAAGCCCAUCGAAGAUCUCAUGGGUGUACCAAAUAUAGGAACAAACAAUAUUUCAGAACGAACGAAAUAUGAAAUGGAUAAAAAGAUAGAGGACACUAAAAACUCCAAUUUUGUGCAACCUUUUAAGCUAAAACAAGAACAAAAUCUUAAAAAUGCAAGCUCAUGGUCGUCACUAGCACAAGCUGGCAGUCCGCAGAGUAUACCUAAUGUUGGUACGAAUACCCAAAUAAAACAAAAACCUGUUAUGGAUAGCUGUUUUCAGGCGUUCAAAAAACAAGCUCGAGAAAAAAUUGACCGUCAGAGAGCACUUAUUGAGCAGCAAGAACUUAGGAAAAAGGAACAGGCAGAAAGAGAGAGACAGAGGCAAGAAACGGAGAGACGACAUCCUGAAGAAGAAAAAUUGAGUAGCAGGGUGGUGGCGAGCGCGCGCAAGGUUGAGAGCGUGGAAGUGGCGUCGCCGAGCGUGUCGCCGGUGGCGCGCGCGUCGCCUCCCGCCGCCGCCGCGGCUGCCGCCGUGGCCGCCGCCGCUUCCGCCGCUGCCACCGCGCCCGACAAGCCCGCCGCCAGCGAGCGCGAGCGGCUGCGGCAGCGCGAGCAGGAGCGCCGCCGACGCGAGGCCAUGGCGGGUCAGAUAGAUAUGAACAUGCAGAGUGACUUGAUGGCUGCAUUUGAAGAAUCGCUGUAA